Molecule: messenger RNA, 4360 nt
Organism: Rhagoletis pomonella (apple maggot)
Lineage: Eukaryota; Metazoa; Arthropoda; Insecta; Diptera; Tephritidae
Exons: 3
Coding region: 214-3555 (1113 amino acids)
Biological process (GO): proteolysis
Molecular function (GO): metallodipeptidase activity
Source: RefSeq, a predicted model, not a curated record
UUUAAGAAAUAACAGUUAUUUGAGCUAUAAAAUAUGUAAGUGUUAAUAAAUUGAUUUGAUGGUGUAUGUGAAAUUUCAUGCCAAAUAAAGCAUAAAGGUAAUUAAUUAUAUACUUGUAUAGUUAAGUUAACGCGACCGCUUAUGUUCAUAUGCACAAAUCGUUGCUCCUACGCAGGCAGUUUGCCGUGUGCCAGCGCGCUUUGACCCUAUUAAAUGUCAUCUGGUGAAUGGGAUUUGCGUGCUCUCAAAGCACUCGAGGAAGAGGAACAAAAGGAAUUUCUUGCACUUAGCCAAAAAAGUCUAUUUGAUCCUCCCUCCCCACCAACGGGGGAAAGACUAUUCCAACAGACCCAACUAUUGAAGCAGCAGCAAUUUCAACCGAAACUAACCUAUGCCCAAUUGCAUCCGCAUAUACUUAAUUUACCCACCAUUAAUGAAUGUAACCUAGUUGCGGCGGCUCGCAAACGUCAACAGCUUCUGCAGCAACAGAAUACAGCAGAUAGUAGAACCGGAGGUAGACGUUUGAAAUUCACUCGAGCACUGUCAAUUUCGGCACACUCGUUGACAGGACGCGACAGUCAAGAAAUAAGAAAAAAAGUUGUGUCUCAAAAGUCCAAGGCUAAUGUGUCGCAGGUCAGUAAUGCGAGUUCACCGGCUCAAUCUUACAGUCCCUCACCCAUCUACACGCCACCACCAAUUAGACGAUGUGCGACAUUACAUCACACACAGCCAGUACGCAAGGCUUUCAAGACUCUACAGCAGCUGGAAAAACAGAAAGAGGAUCGCAAAAAAGAAGCUGCCGCGACGCUGAAACGUUUGGUUGGCACAAACAAAACCUAUUGGAAGUACGGUGCCAAUUCUACAGCCGCCUCAAUCAUUGUACAGCGGAAGAAGCUCAACUCUUCCAUUGCAGAAAUCGAGUCUAAUACUUCUGACGAGUUCGGUUCGGAAGAAACCACAAACAACUUGAGUGGCAAUGAUAGCCACGCCAACCCUGACCGCUGGCUAAAAUCAGACGUAGAUUGUGACGAUAGUGCGACCGAUACAGGAUCCUGUACGGUGCCACUGACGUCGGACUCAGUUGAAAUGAUGCGCCUUAUGUUAUCGGCAGCAACCGCUGCCGUCAAAACUCACCCCAUCAAUACACAAACUCCUGCAGCUACAGCGGAAAACAAGCCAAAAGAUGUUGAUUAUUUACUCAAUAAACGGCCGCUGAAUAUUGCGACCUCGGUAAAUGUGGCAGCAACUAGUGGUGGUUCAUGCAAAGAUUUUUCAAAUCCUUCCACCACCUCCACACCGCUUUGCGCAACUAAAGCCAAACAACUAAACGGCGGCAAGAAUGUGGUGCAAAGUGACUAUGGUAGCACAUUCCUUACACUAUCAUCACGUUAUCCUUUAAAAUUAUCCGCGUCAUUAUUCACGCCUGAAGAGAAAACUGUUGCUUAUAGAGCUUUUAACGAGCAGCAGCGAAGGAAAAGUCUCUCGCACAACGGGGUUCGGCUUGCACCGCUUCCACUUCAGCGUGGAAGAAGUUUAACAGACGAAGUCUCAGCAAAUGAUUGCAGCAAUAACAGCAACAGUCAACCGUUGACGAUAACAGGACAAAAUGUUCGCAGUGCAAACAUCCGCAAUAUGUUAAAGUCCAGUUCGCUGGAUAUGUGUACGAACAUGAAUGAAAGUUUGAACGCUAAAAGCGGGAAUUGUGCCAUACAAAGGUCCAGCUUAAUUGCCAAUUCUAUUGUGGAGGGCAUGAAAACGGCAUCUUCCUUACACAUCAAAGAACUAGAUGUGCUGGCUGAUUCAACAAAGAAAUUGCGGCAGCAGCAUAGCAUCUUAAAUGUACAUACUACCCGACAUACAGAGCCACACGUGACCCCGAUUUUGUGUAGGGGCCGCGUUUCAUCAAAUAAUGGCAGCAAUUGCAACAGUCCAUCGAUCGCCGCGACCAUAGCGGCAACGGACCAAGGCACUCCUCUGGAUUCGCUGCAUCAACAUAUUAUCGAUGACGACCUGGAACAGCAUAUCAAGCAUUGCGCAUGCUCAUGCAAUCACAUGGGCUAUGGCAACUCCAUGGAUUAUCAGGCAACCGGCUUUGGCGGCCUACCUGAUGUCACCGAGCACUCCAAUGCGCACCGCACACUCUCACGCCAGAACUCAAUUUCAAACAGUGAUUCCGGUGGCGAAAUUGCCAGCAUUGAAAAGUCAAAAGUGAACUUUGGCGACGGCAGACCGCUACCAACCGCCCACCCUGCCAACAUAAAGCGUAAAUCGAAGGCAACCCACCAAGCAGCUAGUGACAGCUGUGCCAGGGUGCACCGCUUAAAACCGCGACGUGGCUCCUGCACCAUAUUCUUGACUCUCGUAGCCGCGCUUUGCCUGUUUACCAUCGCCGCCAUGCUCGCAUACCAACACUUUGUGGCGCCAAGCCGCAAUUCGCAUGCUCAAAGACUGAAAAUCGUACAACGGAUACUGAAAGAAGUGCCGCUAGUGGAUGGCCACAAUAACUUUGCGUGGAAUGUGCGGAAGUACGCGCACAACAGUCUGGAGUUGGUGCACAUGAGACGCGAUCCCAGUGCGGAGGCUCUUUGGACCAGGCCGUCGUGGGCGCAAACAGACAUUGAGCGGCUGAAGCAAGGACUAGUUGGCGUGCAAAUGUGGUCAGCGUAUGUGCCUUGUGAGGCUUUGGGCCUAGACGCUGUCCAAGUGGCUAUAGAACAAAUAGAUAUUAUACGGCGCUUAACAGACAUGUUCACCGGCGAUACGAUAUUAGUAAGCUCAUCGAAAGAUAUUUUCACAGCACGACAGCACGGCCAGAUGGCUUCACUAAUCGGCAUUAAAGGUGGCCACGCUAUCGGCUCCUCAUUGGCUGUUUUACGGUCGUUCUAUUCGGUGGGCGCUCGUUCACUCAGCCUCACGCAUAAAUGUGACCUCUCAUGGGCGGGCUCUAGUGCAUCAGAAUCGGAGAGCGGACUCUCUGCGUUUGGUAAGGCUGUUAUUCGUGAAAUGAACCGACUGGGAAUGAUGGUCGAUUUGUCCUAUAGCUCCGAUGCCACAGCUCGCGACGUUCUACAAGUUACUCGGGCUCCAGUUAUAUUCUCUCAUUCUGCCGCAAGACAACUUUGCAAUUCCACACGCAAUGUACCCGACGACAUUCUUCGAUUGGUAGCAGACAAUGGCGGACUCAUCAUGGUUAGCUUCGAUCCAGAAGAUGUGGCUUGUGGUCAGCAGGCAUAUCUGGGUGAUGUAGUUGAGCACAUAAAACACAUCAGAGCCAUCGCUGGAGUGCAACAUAUCGGGCUGGGCGCAGGUUAUGACGGCAUUGAGGUGCCACCCGUCGGUCUUGAAGACGUUUCCAAAUAUCCAGAUUUGCUGGCGACAUUACUUCAAGAUCACAACUGGAGUGAACAAGACAUAGCAAUGCUGGCCGGCAAAAACUUUCUACGCAUCCUGGAGACCGUAGAAAAUGUACGCGAUUACUGGAAGCGCGCCGACAUUCAGCCACUCGAACAGACUGAACCACAACCGAAACCCCAGUGCACAUACAUGUCGUCGUGACCACAGCUGCAGCCGAUGCGCAGCAGUUAUGCUGCCGCGCAAGAAUUAGACCUGAGACAAUGCAAUAGCAUGCUGCCAACAUUGACUGACAACGGCAGCCUCAAAUAUUAUUGGGUCUGCAUGAUUGCACUCUUGGGGUGGGUCGGAGCAAAUAAUCAAAGUAUACGCACACUGAUGGAUGCAGUGAGCUUAAAUGUAAUAAAAUUAGUGUUUUAGGCAAUUCAUUUCAUUUAGAUUACUUCGCGUGUAUGUAUGUGUAAGUCUAAUGAAAUUUCUAGUUUUAUUUAUUUAGGUUAUUUAUAUGUAAAUGUAUGUAUGUAAUCUAUAAAAACUUGCACAUCACCGUUCAAGCACAUACACUACAUACAUAUGUAUGUACAUAUGUAUUUGAUUUAAGCAAAAACUUUGUUGUGAAAAUGAAGUCUGUUAAGGAACUGCUCAAUAACUAAAUACAACUUUACUUGUUUAAGCGAAAAUAUUAAAAUACAUAUGUAUGUAUGUAAAACCACUUUACAUAUAUAAAUUUAGAGAUUGCGGAGUUAGAAAAUUAAGUGGUGCACAAGCAAAAAAUUAUAACCAUAUCCGUUCGAAUUAUUUCAAUAGAGCCUUGUUUCAGAACAUUUGAGAGUGCACAAAUACGUAUACAUACAUACAUACAUACAAACACAAACAUGUAUCUAUUAGUAUGUAUGCUAUAAUGUACCUUUGUAGGCAGACAAAAUAUACAUAUACAUAGAAUUAUAGGCAAUUUCAACCAUAGAUGCACACAAGCAUUAAAAUAAAAAAAAAAGUGUUUAUAGUUAAA